AUGCAAGGAGUGCUGAUCCAAGGUUGCGGUCUGUUCCGCAAUCCUCUUUCUUCGGGUUCUAUCAGAGUCCCCUAUUGCUCCGUAGGAUCCUUCCCUUAUCUGCCUGUUUCAAUGAUUUCAGCCCAUCGCUGCCACCGUAUCCGUGCUACUCAAGGCGUUUUGUUCUACACUCUGCCUCAACUCUUUGCUAGCACAUAUACACCAGCCUCGCUGAGCAAGCUUCUAAAGUCUGGAUUCUUAAUUGGCAUGGCAACCUAA
Protopolystoma xenopodis is the source of this 258-nucleotide messenger RNA. The record is from the annotation of a GenBank genome assembly. Lineage: Eukaryota; Metazoa; Platyhelminthes; Monogenea; Polystomatidea; Polystomatidae.